AGAACCCUUGUAUUAACAAAAUAAUGUAAAAUGAAAGUUUAAAGAGGAACAUAAACCCUUUGUAAAACCCUAACAAGUGACCUCAAAUUUUUUCCCAAGGUACUCUCCGUGUUCUGGUACCUCCAAUCCUGGUGUGUGUCGUGUGGUGUGUUCCAAAUGGCAAAGCGUUUGAUUCCACUGUUCAAUCGUGUUUUGGUGGAGAAAAUCGUGCCUCCAUCAAAGACCAACGCUGGCAUUUUGUUACCAGAGAAAUCCUCCAAGCUGAAUUCCGGAAAAGUUAUUGCUGUUGGCCCUGGCAUUCAUAGUAAGGAUGGAAAGCUAAUUCCAGUGGCUGUAAAUGAAGGUGACACUGUUCUUUUGCCUGAGUAUGGGGGAACUGAGGUGAAGCUUGACAACAAAGAGUAUCAUCUCUACAGAGACGACGAUAUUCUCGGGACACUGCACGAUUGAUGUUAAACUCAUUGGCAAAUGUUGCUGUAGCAAUUUAUAUGCUUGGUGUUUUGUUACGUUUGAACUAAACAAUUUCUUUCUAUGCUAGUUUAAUUAGAAUUUGUGGAGCCAAACACAUUUAAUUUUCUUGGCUGAAAACGAAUCAAGAACGUUAUUUCCUGCUAUAACAGAGGAAAACUAUUUUGUUGCUGCUAAAAUGUGUUGUCUUACAUUCUUCGGUGUUCUGUUUUGUGGCUUGGUUAAAAGAAUUUAUUGUUGUCA
Vigna unguiculata (cowpea) is the source of this 711-nucleotide messenger RNA. RefSeq names its product 10 kDa chaperonin, mitochondrial-like. Gene Ontology annotation, cellular component: mitochondrion. NCBI's taxonomy places the organism in Eukaryota, Viridiplantae, Streptophyta, Magnoliopsida, Fabales, Fabaceae. Gene Ontology annotation, molecular function: protein folding chaperone; protein-folding chaperone binding; metal ion binding. The record is from RefSeq and is a predicted model, not a curated record.